Rhizoctonia solani is the source of this 2001-nucleotide messenger RNA. RefSeq names its product cytoplasm protein. The transcript has 6 exons. Lineage: Eukaryota; Fungi; Basidiomycota; Agaricomycetes; Cantharellales; Ceratobasidiaceae. The coding region runs from base 1 to 2001 and encodes 666 amino acids. The record is from RefSeq and is a predicted model, not a curated record.
AUGUCCUCGCACAGUCGUGCUCACUCGAUCAAUGGCGAUGGAAACACCAUCUCUCGAGCGACGAGUGUUUCUCGACGGUCUGCGAUGAGCAAGAACCAGACUCUUAUUCGCAAAAGCACGGCCGUUCAUGAGCUUCGUCCGUCGGAUAUUCUUAUCGAGCGCUUUACGGCGUACAAGCAUAUUGUCAAGCAGCUCGUUGCGUACUUUGAGGGGGUUGCCGAUAUUGAGAGUAACACGGCGAAGGAAAUGACCAAACUCGGUGCCGUCAUUCAAGUGCCGUUCAAGGCCGGCAACCAAUUCAUGGGCGAGGGUGGGCUCCAGGAUGUGUACUACACCAUUCGAGAUAAGACGCGUACAAUCGCGGACCACCAUUCGAACCUCGCGAAGACGGUUGAAGGCUCGAUAGUACAGCACUUGCGCAAGUUGCAUUAUGAGAUCAAGGCGCACAUCAAGAACGUUCAGAACGAUACGGGCAAGCUGGCCACCUCGGUUGCGCGCGAGCGCGAAAUGUCCACCAAGCACAUCUCGGACCUUUCUCGUGCCAUUGCGAUGUUCAAGAACACGCCUAUGCAAGUCACUGCUCGCGAUGACCCCUACGUCAUGAACCAACUCGUCAUUCGUCAGCUCCAAAAACAAGUUCACGAGGAAAACGCGCUUCAAAAGUCUAUUAUUAUCAUGCAACAAAACUCGGCACACUUUGAAGAAGGAGUUGUUCGUUCGAUCCAGAGCGCAUGGCAGACAUUUGAAGAAUGGAACUCGCGCAUGAGUGCCUCGGUCCAGGAGACGUGGCGCGUAAUGGGCAACGCGAUGGCCGCGCUCGCUCCUGAUCGCGAAUGGAUCUCCUUUGCGGCCAAGUCGGACCACCUCUUGGAUCCUGAGACGCCACUGCGUAACCCUGACACAGUCGAGUAUCCCUCCAAGGACGACCCAUCGGUCGUUCCUGUUCACGUUGGCAUUCUCGAGCGCAAGAAGCGGUUUACACGCGCCUAUCGUGAAGCAUACUUUGUUCUCACCCCGGCUGGUUAUCUGCAUGAAUUCGUCUCGUCUGAUCCUCACGUUCGUCAGACUCCUCAGUUCUCAUUGUUCUUGCCUGCCUGUACCUUGGGGCCGCCGAGCAGUGCCAAGACUGCCCGGUCCCACAAGUUCCACAUCGAAAGUAAGACAGAGAAGGAUGGCCCCAAACCUACUGGACUCGCGAGCCGCGCGGGUAGCUUGCUUGGUCGCAACCAGCACGCAUACACGUUCCGCGCACGCAGUCACGAAGAGAUGAUGGAGUGGUGGAAUGAUAUUCGUAUGCUCGCCGCUCGAUACCUCGUUGCCUCGGAGCAGCUCGAACGAACGGGUCCUGUUGCUGCUGCUGUUCGUUCUGCUGGAUACCUCAGCGAAGAAGAAGAUAGCGGUGAAGAAGAAGGAAGCAGCGUUGAAGAAGAAGACGAGGACGAAGAAGAAGAUUAUCACAACGCACGCGAUGGGGAUGAGGAAGCCGUACCAGCCUAUUCACAACCCACACGCGAGUCGGGAAUUGAGAUGGGGGCGAACGGAUAUGCGCUCGAGAAGAAGCCGAGAGGCUACAGUGGUGGAGACGGCAUGGGCGCAGGCGAGCCCUCGACCUCGGAUGGCGACCUCGCCCGAAGGAUGAGCAGGCGCCAAGAAAAGGCUCCCGAGCGAGGGCGACUUCUCCUGAACAUGCUCUUCCAUCGUCUCCUCCCGUCCGACUUCUACAAUCACGUUGACACGGAUACACCGUCUCAUGCCCCGGUGUCUGACACUGGCCAUGCGGAGGAGGCUUCAAAUACCGCCCCGCCCGAGACAAACGGGACCGCCAACGGUGUGACCCCUGAGCCUGCCCACGAAGGACACUCGGGUGGAAUCAUGAGCAAUUCAAGGAGAUGCUCAAGUAAAUAUAUCAAGACUUCUGGGGUGCUGGUCGCGGAUUUGUUUGAAACUGUAUCGGUAGCAAGACUGACGCGUAUUAUCUUCAUUUUAAUUCGACGUAGGUGA